This is a messenger RNA of Condylura cristata (star-nosed mole), 5466 nucleotides long. RefSeq names its product clustered mitochondria (cluA/CLU1) homolog (gene CLUH). The record is from RefSeq and is a predicted model, not a curated record. Gene Ontology annotation, molecular function: protein binding; mRNA binding. The coding region runs from base 98 to 4144 and encodes 1348 amino acids. Gene Ontology annotation, cellular component: cytoplasm. The transcript is spliced from 26 exons. NCBI's taxonomy places the organism in Eukaryota, Metazoa, Chordata, Mammalia, Eulipotyphla, Talpidae. Gene Ontology annotation, biological process: intracellular distribution of mitochondria.
UCCGUCCUUCCCGCAGCGGCCGCGGCGCGCAGGGCACUUGGGUUAGUGGCGCGGCGGGCGGCGCGGACAGCCGAGCCGGACGCCCGCUCCCGCCGCCAUGGUCAUCAAAACGGACGAGUUACCGGCGGCCGCCCCGGCCGACAGCGCUCGGGAGCCCAGCUCUCAGGCCGGUGGCAAAGGGCGGCCAGGCGCGGCCGAGCUGCCGUCAGUCAUGCUACUUAAUGGGGACGGCCCGGAGAGUCUGAAGAAGGAAGACGGAGCUGCUGAGGUGCCCCGGGAAAAUGGACUGGAUGAGGCGGAGCCAGGGGAGGAGACCACUGGGCAGGAAGUCAUUGUCAUUCAGGACACCGGCUUUUCUGUGAAGAUCCUGGCACCGGGUAUUGAGCCUUUCUCCCUCCAGGUUUCCCCCCAGGAGAUGGUGCAGGAAAUCCAUCAGGUACUCAUGGACCGGGAGGACACUUGUCACCGCACCUGCUUCUCGCUGCACCUGGAUGGCAACAUGCUGGACCACUUCUCAGAGCUCCGCAGUGUGGAGGGGCUACAGGAGGGCUCAGUGCUGCGUGUGGUGGAAGAGCCGUACACAGUGCGAGAGGCCCGCAUCCACGUGCGCCACGUCCGAGACCUGCUCAAGAGCUUGGACCCAUCAGAUGCCUUCAAUGGCGUUGACUGCAACUCCUUGUCUUUCCUGAGUGUCUUCACUGACGGUGACCUGGGAGACAGCGGGAAGCGGAAGAAGGGCUUGGAGAUGGAUCCCAUCGACUGCACACCACCUGAGUACAUCCUUCCAGGGAGCCGGGAGCGGCCUUUAUGCCCCCUGCAGCCCCAGAACCGUGACUGGAAGCCACUACAGUGCCUGAAAGUACUCACCAUGAGUGGCUGGAACCCACCUCCAGGGAACCGCAAGAUGCACGGGGACCUCAUGUACCUGUUUGUGAUCACCGCUGAGGACCGGCAAGUCAGCAUCACGGCUUCCACACGGGGCUUUUACUUGAACCAGUCCACAGCGUAUCACUUCAACCCCAAGCCUGCCAGCCCCCGCUUCCUCAGCCAUUCCCUGGUGGAGCUGCUCAACCAGAUCAGCACGACCUUCAAAAAAAACUUUGCUGUGCUGCAGAAGAAAAGGGUCCAGCGCCACCCAUUCGAGAGGAUCGCCACCCCGUUCCAGGUGUACAGCUGGACGGCCCCCCAAGCGGAGCAUGCCAUGGACUGCGUGCGUGCAGAGGACGCCUACACCUCGCGGCUGGGCUACGAGGAGCACAUUCCUGGACAGACGCGGGACUGGAAUGAGGAGCUGCAGACGACAAGGGAGCUGCCCCGAAAGAACCUGCCAGAACGUCUGCUUCGAGAAAGAGCCAUAUUCAAGGUGCACAGCGACUUCACGGCCGCAGCCACGCGGGGGGCCAUGGCCGUCAUCGAUGGCAACGUGAUGGCCAUCAACCCCAGCGAGGAGACCAAGAUGCAGAUGUUCAUCUGGAACAAUAUCUUCUUCAGCUUGGGCUUUGAUGUCCGUGACCACUACAAGGACUUUGGUGGCGACGUGGCGGCCUACGUGGCGCCCACCAACGACCUGAAUGGCGUGCGCACGUACAACGCCGUGGACGUGGAGGGGCUGUACACCCUGGGCACUGUGGUGGUGGAUUACCGUGGCUACCGGGUCACCGCGCAGUCCAUCAUCCCGGGCAUCCUGGAGCGGGACCAGGAGCAGAGCGUCAUCUAUGGCUCCAUUGACUUUGGCAAGACGGUGGUGACGCACCCACGGUACCUGGAGCUGCUGGAGCGCACGAGCCGGCCCCUCAAGAUCCUGCGCCAUCGGGUGCUCAACGACCGCGACGAGGAGGUGGAGCUCUGCUCCUCCGUGGAGUGCAAGGGCAUCAUCGGCAACGACGGGCGCCACUACAUCCUGGACCUGCUGCGCACCUUCCCGCCUGACCUCAACUUCCUGCCCGUGCCCGGGGAGACGCUGCCUGAGGAGUGCACCCGCGCCGGCUUCCCCCGCACCCACCGGCACAAGCUCUGCUGCCUGCGCCAGGAGCUGGUGGACGCCUUCGUGGAGCACCGGUAUCUCCUCUUCAUGAAGCUGGCGGCCCUGCAGCUGAUGCAGCAGAAAGCCGGCAAGAUGGAGACGCUCACCUCACUGGAAAAUGGUGAAUCUCCUCCCCUGGUAUCCAAGCCUGAAGAUCCUGCAGGACCUGAGGCAGGAAAUGAGGAGGAGGGGAGCAGUGCUAGUGGCCUGGCCAAGGUGAAGGAGCUGGCAGAGACCAUCGCCUCGGACGACGGCACAGCAGACCCCCGAAGCCGGGAGGUGAUUCGUAACGCGUGCAAGGCAGUGGGCUCCAUCAGCAGCACGGCCUUUGACGUCCGCUUCAACCCUGACAUCUUUUCUCCAGGGGUUCGCUUCCCGGAGUCCUGCCAGGAGGAAGUUCGGGACCAGAAGCAACUGCUGAAAGAUGCUGCUGCCUUCCUGCUCUCCUGCCAGAUUCCUGGCUUGGUGAAGGACUGCAUAGACCAUGCGGUGCUGCCUAUGGAUGGCGCCACGCUGGCUGAGGUGAUGCGCCAGCGAGGCAUCAACAUGCGUUACCUGGGCAAGGUGCUGGACUUGGUGCUCCGGAGCCCUGCCCGUGACCAGCUGGACCACGUCUACAAAAUUGGCAUUGGAGAACUUAUCACCCGCUCUGCCAAGCACAUCUUCAAGACGUACUUACAGGGAGUGGAGCUCUCGGGCCUCUCGGCCGCCAUCAGCCACUUCCUGAACUGCUUCCUGAGCUCCUACCCCAACCCUGUGGCCCACCUGCCUGCUGAUGAGCUGGUGUCUAAGAAGAGGAACAGGAGGAGGAGAAACCGGCCCCCAGGAGCAGCAGAUAACACAGCCUGGGCAGUCAUGACUCCCCAGGAGCUUUGGAAGAACAUUUGCCAGGAGGCUAAGAACUACUUUGACUUUAGCCUCCAGUGUGAGAGUGUGGACCAGGCUGUGGAGACCUACGGCCUACAGAAGAUAACGCUGCUGCGGGAGAUCUCCCUGAAGACCGGCAUACAGAUCCUGCUGAAGGAAUACAGCUUUGACAGCCGCCACAAGCCUGCCUUCACCGAGGAGGAUGUGCUCAACAUCUUCCCCGUGGUCAAGCACGUCAACCCCAAGGCCUCGGAUGCCUUCCACUUCUUCCAGAGCGGGCAGGCCAAAGUACAGCAGGGCUUCCUGAAGGAGGGCUGCGAGCUCAUCAAUGAGGCCCUGAACCUGUUUAACAACGUGUACGGAGCCAUGCACGUGGAGAUCUGCGCCUGCUUGCGCCUCCUUGCUCGUCUCCACUACAUUAUGGGUGACUACGCCGAGGCUUUGAGUAACCAGCAAAAGGCAGUGCUGAUGAGCGAGCGAGUGAUGGGCAUCGAGCACCCCAAUACCAUCCAGGAAUACAUGCACCUGGCCUUGUACUGCUUCGCCAGCAGCCAGCUGUCCACGGCCCUGAGCCUGCUAUACCGCGCCCGCUACCUCACACUGCUCGUGUUCGGGGAAGACCACCCUGAGAUGGCACUGCUGGAUAAUAACAUCGGGCUGGUGCUGCAUGGAGUGAUGGAGUAUGACCUGUCACUGCGCUUCCUAGAGAACGCGCUGGCCGUCAGCACCAAAUAUCACGGGCCCAAGUCCCUCAAGGUGGCCCUCAGCCACCACCUUGUUGCCCGGGUCUACGAGAGCAAAGCUGAGUUCCGGUCAGCGCUGCAGCAUGAGAAGGAAGGUUACACCAUCUACAAGACCCAGCUGGGCGAGGACCAUGAGAAGACGAAGGAGAGCUCUGAGUACCUCAAGUGCCUGACACAGCAGGCUGUGGCCCUGCAGCGCACCAUGAAUGAGAUCUACCGCAAUGGCUCUAGUGCCAACAUCCCACCUCUCAAGUUCACAGCCCCCAGCAUGGCCAGUGUCUUGGAACAGCUCAACGUCAUCAACGGCAUCCUCUUCAUUCCUCUCAGCCAAAAAGACUUGGAGAAUCUGAAAGCUGAGGUGGCGCGGCGACACCAGCUCCAGGAGGCCAGCAAAAACAAGGAUAGAGCUGAGGAGCCCAUGGCUACUGAGCCUGAGACCGCGGGGGCCCCAGAGGAAGCAGACUCCCUGCCCAGGGCUGCCAAGGACCCAUCCCUGAGCUUGCAGGGGUAGAAAAGGAGAGACAGAUGGACAGUCAGCUGCCCCAUUACCCAGUGAUCCAGACUCCAGGAGAAGGGGCACGCCCUGCAGAUCGGGAGAGGAAACAAGCCCCCUUCUUCCAAGUUUCCAACCCCAGCCCCACCCCAAAAUCCUCCUUGGACCCCGACCUGGCCUGACUGCCCCCCAUCCCCAAGAAGUUUUUGCACUGGUACAAUGAAUAUAUGAUGCAGAGGCCUAAUUGAAGACACAUGAAUGGAGUAUGUGGGCACCAAUUCCUAACUGGGGGUCAGAAGCCCCCUCAGACCCCCAACCUCAAGCAGGUGUGUGCGAGUGUGUCAUGCCCGUGCGUAUCUUGAGCCGUCCUUCCUAACUUGUACAUAGCCCUGAGUCAGUUCUGAGUGGAUGGUGUGCAGGUGAGACUUCUCAGGUCAUUUGUAUGUUCGACAUUAUGACUGCCGCUUUUGCUGCCACUACCCUUGGGCUCAACUUGGCUUAAAGUCUAGGUUUUAAGCCAAAAAACGGGCGCUUUCCUGUGUCCUGGGGUGGAGAGCCAGAGCUCUGUGGUAUGGCUGAAGAUUGGGGUGCACUUUAGCUUUGUGACAAGAUGAGAGCUGCAGUUGCUUCACUACUCCGUACUGGGCCUGACUGCAGCUGGGGGAGAGUGGGAUUGGCCUUGUUCCCAGCCUCUGCCUGUCUGCCCACUCUUGGACCCAGCAAGAUGUGCUGCCUCACCACUCCCUGCACCCCAGCUGGAGAUAGCCUUUGGGGGGCUAUGGUCUGAAUGUAUCCUCCCAAUUGAACCUGAGCUGCCUAAUGCACAGUGGGGGGGGGGGUGUAUGUGAGGAGCUAGGGGAACCAGGGUUGUAUCAUGGAUUCUCGGGGGUAAAUUACCAGAUAUAGGAGUAAUUGUCACUUGUGGAGCCCAGCUUCCCACCUGGACCUUGCCUCACAAGCACCUUAUACAGAGUAUCUCUGGGGGUGGAGGUGGUGGGACUGUGUUGAAGGUGGUGGCCCCCACAGGCCUGCUACUCCCUCUCCCCCUGCCUGUGCUGCUUCUGUGCCUGCUGUUGGAGCCCUAAUGGGUCUUGGGGGGGCGGGGGGACGUUACCACCCUUGUGAGCAGUAAGGGGAUUGUUCCCGGAAUGGGGCCUCUGCUUGGGGGCUUUGCGGGGAGCUGCUUAUGGGUAUGGUCUGUCCAAGCACCUUGUUUCAAAGGGAGUGGGGUUGAGCUAGCAAGUGAAGCAUCCCCACAGCUGAUCAAGAACUUUUUCUUGUUUUUAAACCAUCACGUCUUCAUUUCACAUUGGAAUAAAGUGAGUUUUUGAAACCUGCUG